AGCAGUGUGUGCGGCGAGUUUUGUGUGUUAGUGUUCGACCAUCUUUAAAAAGCUCUGUGUCUGGCUGAAUAGAAGGAAGUGGCUCUGACUUCCCCAGGAAAUGGGAAGAGGAAACCUGGGGGCUUCGACCUCUCUGGCUGCACUGGAGCCACAAGACGACUCACUGGAGAGGGAGAGAGAGAGAGAGAGGGAGAGAAAAGGGGAAGGAGGGAAGGGUGGAGGGUGGACAAAAGGAGAGAUACUGCCUCUCAUUGUGCUUUGACUGGAAGGAGAACAAGUGGAGAGGAAAGGAAGAAAGUCAGGAACAAGCUGGAGUUAAAGACGUGAGGCAGAAAGAUAUUUGGUCCUCUGGUUUUUUGGUUUUCUGACUUUGUGUGGAGAUGAAUCUUCUCCUCGGAGCUCUGAGUGCUCUGCUCUGCUGCUCGUCGUCCUCCUCUCAUACACUGGAUCCUGCUGGGAAGAACGUCUGCCACAACGUCAGGGACCCCUCCACCCUGGUCUGUUGCUCUGGAUGGCGUCAAGAAGGCAAAGAGUGCCCUAUACCUGUGUGUGAGGGUGACCAGGCCUGCCUGAAGGGUGAGAUCUGUGUGUAUCCCGGAGUGUGUCGAUGCCCAGCUGGUUACUAUGGAGCUCAGUGUAAAACACGAUGUCCUCUUGAGUUCUGGGCUCCAGACUGUCGUAAGGUGUGUCCCUGCUACCCACACGGCCGCUGUCACCCCGUCACUGGUGAGUGCACCUGCAACACCAACCGUUGGGGUCCGCUUUGCCAGUACGCCUGCAAGUGUGGCCGGCAUGGCCACUGUCACCCGGUCCAUGGAAACUGCUCCUGCGAUGAGGGCUGGUGGACGUCAACGUGCGCCAAGCCUUGCCAGUGCAUGACUGAGGGAUCUGUGGGCCCCGGCUGCGAGCAGCUAACAGGUCGGUGUCAGUGCAACAAGGGCCACUGGGGCCUGAAAUGUCCUGGCACCUGCAAAUGCUACCUGUCGCCAUGUAAUCAACGUACCGGUGUGUGUGAAUGUGAGGCCACCUGGUGGGGACCCAGCUGUGACCGGCGAUGUAACUGUGACCUCACACACAGCAGCUGUGGCCCAACCAAUGGGAAGUGUCUGUGCCACCCAGGGUACCAGGGUCAGUUCUGCAACCUGCCCUGUGAAGCUGGGAAGUAUGGCAGUGGUUGUACAAAGAGUUGUAGUUUCUGUAAAGACAACCAGAUCUGCUCUGGUACUGAUGGCGCCUGUGACGCAUGUGAGCCCGGCUGGAACGGUACACAAUGCGACCGCCCGUGCUCGUCUGGUUAUUAUGGUGAUGGCUGCAAGGAGAAGUGUCCACGUUGCAGGAAUAAUGAACCCUGUGAUCCAAAAACUGGGAAAUGUUGGAGGUGUGACCCUGGAUGGACUGGCCCAAGGUGUGAGGAGCCCUGCUCCAACAGGACGUUUGGAGACGCCUGCAGCUUCCUGUGUAGCCCUUGUUUCCACGGUAACUGCCAUCACGUGACAGGAAGAUGUGUCUGUCAGCCAGGCUUUCAGGGAGAGAGCUGUAACAGCAGCUGCCCCGCCCUGCAGUUCGGCGUCAACUGUUCCUCUGCCUGUGACUGUGGUGAGGGGGUCCAGUGUGACCCAGUCACUGGUGCCUGCCCUAGCAGUGUCACAGGGUCUGUUCUAGCAGGUGUGCUGGUUCCUUUGCUCCUGUUGCUCCUCGCUGUGCUCUGCUGCUGCCUGUGUUGUGGAGGAGGCCCUGUUGAUGGCAAAGACAGGGCAACUGUGGCUGAUGGAGGCUUGUCAGUUCGGAUGAAAUAUCACGUCUACAGUGUCCUUGCUAACAUCGGCGCUGCACUUCCCUGUAUCUCUAACUGGUCCUCUGGUCUGCCUCGUGUCACCGUGUCUCACCAUGACCCAGAGCUGACAUUCAACCACAGCUUCAUUGAGCCUCCUUCCUCUGGCUGGGUGACUGAGGGGUCGUCCUUUGACACUGAUGAGGAAGAGGCCGAGGCGCUCUACUGUGUCCCUCCAAGAGAAGACAUCCCGGCGGUGGCAGGUGGCGAGUUCCAGGAGAUGAGCUCCAAGUGUAACAUGUUCUUAGACCCAUCCGGCUUCAGCAGCGAGGACAUCACCUCACCUUUCAACAUCCCUCGCACCUCCAGCAUCGCCAAGUCCAAGCGGCCGUCUGUCUCGUUUGCUGAGGGCACUCGUUUCUCCCCCAAGGAGAGACGUGGCUCGGGUCAGGACCCCGGUGCUCUCCCUGGACACCCACGUAACAAAUCCAAGUCACCCUGGGGGGUUUUGAUGCUGUCUGCCCUCCAAAGUCAGGGAGGCGCAGCUAAAACUGGAGAGGGAGAUGAAGGUGAGAGUGAGGAGAGGGAAGAUGAAGUGGAUGUGCAGGCGACAAACAAUCAGGAAUCAAGCUGUGACAUAGGGGAUCAAGAAGUAGACAGAACCCCAUCCCGGGCCACCCUGCAGGUUCCCGGGGCAUCAGGACGUAGACGGACUAUGUCCAACACAGCUGCUCAUAAAGGGACCCAGCUGCCAACAUCUGCCUCUGAUGCACAGGCGGGGGUCUCAGAUAAAGUCACCACAGUGUACGUGACAGUGGGUAAGGCAGGUAGGCCCGUGUUGAAGACAGAGUCGAGCUCUGAAGGGCCCGUUCAGGCCAUGCUACGACGACUCGGUAGCCUCCAGCGACAAAAGGAGCAGGAGUCUGGCAGGCCUAAGACAAAAACAGCUGAAGGGAUUACCAAACCACCAAGGAAGAAGCUCGGAGCUCGGGCGAGUGUGUGGGAGCAGGGAGGCCCGCCUGGAGGAGAAGUCGGCAUAUGUAAGCCAAUCAGGAGAAAGCAGGCUUCUCUGAACCCUCCUGAUGCAGCUGGUGCUAGUGACACUCCAUCAUCAGAGAGCAGCACUCCAAAAAGGCCACUGUCGUCCAUUUUGCAGAGUGUGCCAGAGGUGGCAUCAGCUGACUCUGGGUCAGAUCUGAGGGCUGAGGGAGACACAAGGCAGGGUGCUGACCCCAGUACAGGAAGAAUUGAGAGCAACUACCUGACUGUGGGACCAGCAGGAGACGCUGCCAGUCUCACGGAGGUCAUCGCCAACGAAGGUGCAGAGCCCUGCUAUGAGAAUGUCAUGAUUAAACACUCGUAACCUCGGAGAAACUGAUAUGUCAGCAGGUCUGAUCCAAACACAACUGCAUAUUUAUUAUUCUUCAGUUAUACUGUUACAGACACAAGGAGAGAAACCUCGUUAUAACUGUAAAUCAGUAAAUUAGAGGUCUGUGAUUCUUGAAUUAUGGUGUUAGACAUGUAUGCAGCAAUAUGUAAUAGAAUACCUUAACUUUUAGCCUAAAUAUUAAAUAUAUUCUAGUUUAAAAGAUAAACGAAAAACAAAAAAGACAGCUGUGGUAUUUGGGUAGUGUGUCCUAACAACACCACAAGUUGCAUUCAGGAUCUCAAGUUCUAUAUGAGCACGAAUAAUGAGACAAGUGAGCGAUCAUUGUUUUUAUUUGCUCCAGAGAUGCACGUUGUAUAAACUGUAUACAUACAAGUACUGUAAUAACUGGGACUCACAAAGGAUGAACAGACAUAAAGAGUUGAGAUUUUUCUUAUUUUUUGAACAUCUGGGUUAUUCCAGGAAGAUGACGGCAAGGGGAAGAAUGGCAAAAACAACACCAUGCUUCAUUACGAAAUGUGUUUUUGUUACAAGUUGUGAUUCACAGAUGCGACUCACUUUGAAUCAGCACACAGUGCAGCCUUUCGACAUCUGUAAAGCUGAUAAAAUUUAACAAAGCUGUUUUGCCAGUGUAUUAUAUUAUUAUAUUUGCCCUGUUUUACUUGUUAUUAGAUGUCAGAAAACUGUUUUUGUAAGAAUAUUCCCACAACUACAACCUGCAGUCAAAGCGCCCUCGAGCAUGAACACACCUCUCACUGACCACUGCGGUCACACAUAAUGCUGCUGUUGAGUAAAAGGCACAUUACUGAACAUUGGGAGUUUUCUUCUCAUUACACAAGACAUCUGUACGACCAUACGUCAAGAUUUAAAGACUCCUUUUUGGUGCAUGAAACCUUCAUUGUGUCAUGAGUGUUUUAUAUUUCAUAUUCACUGUAAAUAUGUUCACAAUUAAUAAUGAAAAUAAACAUUUUAAAGUUUGUAAAUACGUGAUUUAGAAAUCUGUCUGUGUGGAAGACGUACUGAUAUUUUAUUUCAGUGAAACAGCACUCUGCAAAAACACUCUGUUACGAGUCAAACUACCACAGUAUUAGCAUCAAAAUGUACUUUCAAAUAUGUUUGAGGUGAAGCUUACUUAUUGUAUUAGUUUAACCUCUAACAGUGGCCCCUUUAUUAGCUGAUCAUGUAUAUUUUAUUUCAAAUCAUAAAGUAACUGGUAACUAUAGCUUUCCCAUAAAUGUUUGUAAAAAGUACAAUACUGAAUAUAUACUGAAUUAUAGUGGAGUAAGUGAGUAAAAGUACAA
Molecule: messenger RNA, 4459 nt
Organism: Larimichthys crocea (large yellow croaker)
Lineage: Eukaryota; Metazoa; Chordata; Actinopteri; Sciaenidae
Gene: scarf1
Product: scavenger receptor class F, member 1
Exons: 11
Coding region: 381-3134 (917 amino acids)
Biological process (GO): neuron remodeling; heterophilic cell-cell adhesion; dendrite development
Cellular component (GO): membrane
Molecular function (GO): low-density lipoprotein particle binding; scavenger receptor activity
Source: RefSeq, a predicted model, not a curated record